GCUGUUGACUUUCAAAAGUGUCAAUAAAAUUUAUGUUAAAAAACAAGUUGAUUGAACAACAACAUUGAACGACAGCCAGCAACAACCAACAACAAGGAGAGCAACCAGCAACCAGCAACCAGCAACAGCCACAAAAGUGAACCGCCGAAAGGAGCCACCAAAAUGCUGCUCAAAAUCUGUAUACUGGGCCUAGGACUGGCCAUGCUGGCGACAUACCAUCCCGCCGCUGCCGCAGCCGCAGAGCCACUGACACCCGCAGCCAGCGAGAAUCAGGUGGCAGGGGCAGAGACGGUGGGAGUAAGCGUUCCGUUUGAGACGUCGCACAAGCACCCGGAGGCAGCGGUCCACAGCGAGGAGGGCUUCCACACGGCGCACCGGAUCAGCGUGAGGGCCACCGCCGACCCCGCCGACUACUCGAUGAACUUGCUGCCCACCAAGGAGCGGCCCGAGCUGAAUCCCGUGCUCAGCGCCCUGAUCAACGAGGAUGUGAUGAAGAGCAUCGAGGCGAAGCGCGCCAUCGAAGAGGAAGAGCUGGCCGAAGUGAGGCGCGAGAUAGAGGAGGCGGCCCUGGCGGAGCUGGCUCAGAGGGCCACAGAGGCACCAGCCCCACAGCUGACAACGCAGCCCUCUGCCACCAAGAAGAUCGAUAAUCUGGACGACGACGUGGUGGUAGAUCCACACGACGAUUUUGUGAACCAGAACUUCCCGCUGGAAGGCGCGGGCAGCGAGAACAGCAAGAAGUCUCGCAUCGAGAUCAAGAAGGGGCCCAACGGCCAGGACUACGAGUACGAGUACGUCUAUUACUAUGAGGAGGACGAUGAUGCCGCAGCCCCAGCCAAGCCGGCCGUCGUGGAGUCCGCUGGCGACCCGGACACUCGCGGCAAGACCCGCUACACGAACAUCGAACGCAGCACCCCGGCCAGCCCCAGCGAGAACAGUCUGCAGAGCGGCAAGGCAAAGGGCCGGUCGUCGUCGUCCGUCAGUGAUCGUGAUCCCGCCGAGGACAUCGAGCUGGAACGGCUCCCGGUGAACACGCGCUUCCCCAGUCGAGGCAAGAACAUCGAGGUGCCUCCGACGCCCGCCCUGGACUCGCUGGAGACGGCCGCCGAGCGGAAGAAGAUCAGCGUGAAGCGCCCCAGCCUGGAGCUGGUGGACAGCGAGACCUUCAACACAGACGAGAAGCAGCAGAAGGGCUCCCGCAACGGCGACAACGAGCUGAAGCCAGUGAUUGCCGUCGAGCAGGAGCAGGCCGCAGCCGCCGCAGCUGCCGCCAAAGAGAGAGAGCUCAAGAAGCAGGAGGAGCAGAAGAAGCAGCAGCAGAAGGAGGAGCAGCAGGACCUGGAUCCAGAGGGCAUUACCGAUGAGGCCGAGCAGACGACGCCCUCAAUGGAGAAGGCGGCCCUCGAUCUGUACGCCAUCCUCACCAACGAGAACCUCAACAACGAGCAGACCACCUCCGCCGACGGGGCGCUGGAUGAUGCCAAUGUCACCACCCUCAGCCCGGACACGGCCAGCACCGACGAGGACGACGGCAGCCUGACGACGCUCCAGGAUGAGCUCUCGUCGACCAGCAGCACGACCACGACCACCACUACCACCACCACGGAAGCACCCACCACCACCACCACGACAACGACGACAACGACAGUGACGCCCUCACUGUUCGGCGGUCGUCGGUCCGGACUGAACGGACUGGCCGGACGGAAUCGCUUCAAGCUGCGUGAUGGCGGAGCCGGAGCCAGCGCUGGAGCCACCAGCACCACAAGCACAACCGAGGCGCCCGCCACUGAGGCAACCAAAACGGGCAGAAAUCGCUUCUCGCGUCCCUCAAUCGGCGGUCGUUCUCGUCCAGGGGCCCGCACCACUGCCAGCCCGGAGUCGAACCCCGCCCCUGCACCUGGUGCCGAGGAGGAGGUCGUGGCCGCCAAGGAGGUGAAGCCCGUCAGUUCAGGAUUCGCACGCGGCAGACCACGCAAUCGCUUCAACCUGCGCGGCUCCACAACCAGCAGCACCACCGAGAGGUCUGCUGAAGAGGCAUCCGAUGGAUCUGCCUCUCCGGAUGCGGUGCCCUCCACCACAGCCCGCAGUACGCUGCGAGGACGUCCUGGUCUUGGACUCCGAGGACGCAGCCGCUCCACCACCACCAAGGCGCCCGCAGGCGAGGGAUCCGGAUCCCCCGCCGAUGAUAGCCCCACCUCGGAGGAAGGUAAGGCCGCCGCAGCCCCGGCUGCUGCUCCGGCGGAGAGUGUGCGACCCUCGCGCUUCAAUCUGCAUCGCGCUGGAGGCAACCGCCUGUUGCCACGUGGCAAGCUCGGCAGGGCCGGAGUGAGCACGGAAGCGCCAAAGGCUGACGCCCCCGAGGAUUCGGCGGCGGACAGCACCAGCCACCACAACGAUGUCAAGGGGGCCGUGGAGGCCACCGAGGGCGCCGAGAAGACUGAGGGUGGCGAUGCCGCUGGAGCCGGAGCCACAGCAGGGCCCGUGUCCGGCUUUAAUCGCCUCAAGAACCGACCGCGCCUCAAUGCUCUGCACAAGACUGAUGCGGCCAAGCCGAAGACAGCCGCAGGCGCAGGAGCAGCCUCCUCGCCGGCGGCGGUGGCGCCCCGCAAAAUCAACCCGCUGCUAGCCAAGCGUCGUCUGCACCUGGGCGGUGCGGCUGCGGCAGCGGCUACCUCGACCACAGAAGUUCCCGCUGAGGAGGAGCACUCAUCAUCGGACGGUGCCUCCGGAGAGCAGGCGGCCAAGGAGGAGGCGACCGCCGGCUCCGAAGAGGCCGGCUCGGACAGUGCCGCCAAGGAUCAGGACACAACAGAGGCCGCCGAGACCACCACCAAGCAGCAGGCCCGAGGACUGGGCCUGCUCGGCCAGCGCCGUCGCCUGCCGCUGCGCAAGCCCGGCACAAUUCUGUAAGACCGGACGGGAUAAACGACGACCAGCCCUCAGCCCUCAACCCAGAGCCCAGAGGCACAAUCUCUCAAGUCUGGAGUUAGUCGCUGCCCUGGGAGUCCUCAGUCUCUGCCUUUUUUUCCAACCACUCGCCUCUGUCCCCAUUUCACACUUCCUGAAUCCUCAAUCCUGAAUGGAAUACUCGUCCUACUUUUGGGUGGUUUCAUACGCGAUAUAUAAUAUAACUCUUACGAAUCACUUACGAUACUCGUAUGUUCUCUUUAAGUUUCUCGUCCGCGUCCUCGGCCCUUGUCCGUUCCACGGACUCAAUUAGCUUUGUACACAUUACACUAAUUACUAUACUGAUAAAUACGGAGAUACUAUUUAAGAUCCUUCGCGAAGUCACCAAACGAGAGAGAGAGAGAGAGAAAGAGAAGCGGGAGCGGAAGGAACGAGGAGAUCUAAGCCACUUGUAGACCACUAAGCCGAGAAUGUAACUGAGAUGCGAGCCGCCGGUUCACCCAAAUGCUAUAUCCGUCGCGUCGGGUAUGCCGUGCAUAGCAGAUACAUUAUCUAUUAUAUUUUUUUUGAGAUACAUUUAUAAAGAAACGACUUUUAAUUAUAUAUUAAAUAAAAACAAAACCACGUAA
Drosophila persimilis is the source of this 3536-nucleotide messenger RNA. Its product is annotated as serine-rich adhesin for platelets. Lineage: Eukaryota; Metazoa; Arthropoda; Insecta; Diptera; Drosophilidae. The transcript has 5 exons. Bases 163 to 2910 code for a protein of 915 amino acids. The record is from RefSeq and is a predicted model, not a curated record.